AUGAAAAUUUUCAAUGGGAUCACUUCUCAAAACGAAAAUUUUAAGGGGAUCACAUAUGAUCUCACUGUAAAAGUGUUUCGUAUUAAUUUGUAUGAUUCACUAAUUUUGACCAUACUUCAGUACUGCUCUUUUCAAAUUGAUCAAAGAACAAAUUUGCAGGUAGCAAAGGUGGGUUGUCGAAACAAAUUCAAAUUAGAGAAAAGAAAGGAACCAAAUCUAGACCUAACGAGACUUGCGGAGACACAUUUGAUAGUGGCUACACUUAUAGCAACCGUGACAUUUGCAGCGGGUUUCACCAUACCCGGGGCCUAUGAUGGCGACCAAGGGCCAAAGCAAGGCACAGCUGUUUUAACGAGACAGACAGCUUUCCAAUUAUUUGUCAUGACCGAUACUUGUGCUAUGGUCUGCUCAGUUAGUGCUGCAAUUCUCCACUUGUUUGCAUCAUUUUACGAUGAUUGGGACAAGCGUGCUCGCCACUAUGCCAUUGCGUUCUUUCUCAUUAUAGCUGCUAUGGGAGCAAUGGUGGUUGCAUUCGUGACUGGCUUUUGUACUGUGUUGGAAUUUUCAUCGGCAGCCAUGGUAUGCGUCAGCUGUAGCCUCUUUUUUCCCAUUUUUUAUUAUGUAUUCAAGAAAUGGUGCAGCGGAAAGCGGCAUUAA
Messenger RNA from Cornus florida, 657 nucleotides. RefSeq names its product protein ACCELERATED CELL DEATH 6-like. Gene Ontology annotation, cellular component: plasma membrane. The record is from RefSeq and is a predicted model, not a curated record. The coding region runs from base 1 to 657 and encodes 218 amino acids. The transcript has a single exon. Gene Ontology annotation, molecular function: protein phosphatase regulator activity; protein phosphatase 1 binding. Lineage: Eukaryota; Viridiplantae; Streptophyta; Magnoliopsida; Cornales; Cornaceae.